Messenger RNA from Racocetra persica, 1734 nucleotides. The record is from the annotation of a GenBank genome assembly. NCBI's taxonomy places the organism in Eukaryota, Fungi, Glomeromycota, Glomeromycetes, Diversisporales, Gigasporaceae.
AUGGACCAGUCCAGACUGGCCCUCCAUUUAGAACCGAAAACUGGUUGGACUGGCCCAAAAGACCGGUCCGGACCAUGGCCCUUGCAUGAUAGAUGGACCUCGAAUAUCAUGCAGUCAACUAAUAAACCACUCGAAGAUCAAUCUUCGGUUCUUCAAAGCAAUGUUCUGGCUAAAUUUCCUUUAAAUGUUCGAAAGGUACUUAUUUCUGAGAUAACCCACACUUUACUCCAAGCGCAUGAUCCAAACCUUUUAUCAUCGAUCACUCACGUUAAAUGGGUUAUGGAAGCUAUUGGUCAAGGAUUUGCUUUACCUUUAGAAGAUAUGUCUAUUACGGCGAAUUCCAAGGAAUUAUAUUCACAAUGGUUAUUUGAACCAAAUUCUAGGCCUGCUGCCAUUAGGAAUGCUACUGGACAACAAGAAGAACAAGAAUUUUGGCAGAUAAUAUUUCAUCAUUAUUCGUUAUUAUUUCAACCUCGUUAUCCAACUCCUGCUUCUAAUACUUCAACACCUACAACUCCGGGAUUUCCUGCAAGUAACAAUCAAAUAGCAACGAAUACAUAUUUACAAAGCCAUAUUGAAUUAUGUAAGGGCGUUUUGAUUGUGUUAACCAUGGCUGGCCGCACUUUAGGUCCUCAAUUUUCUGAAGAAACUUGGCUUGUGCUUUUGAAGGUUGUUUUGGGAAUAACUGAUUGUUUAUUGCAUGAACCUAUCGCUACUAUGACUUCAGAUGGAAAUAUGGAUAAAAAAACUGCUAUGGCUAUGGCCGAUGAAUUAUGUGAACAUUUAUUGAGGGUACUUUUUGAGUUAUGGUUAAGAUCAAAAAUUCGUAAAGUUGAAAUGUGGGAUAUUUUUAAAAAAUGUUUUAAUCAAUGGACACAUAGACAUCAAGCUCUUUUACAAUGGAAUGCAACCACUUUGGCAUUAACUCAACGUGUUGUCAGAUUAUUAUAUGGUCCUAAAGAAGGUGCUGAUAUGGUUAACGUUACUGUGGGUGGUUAUAAUGUUGGAUUAGACCUUCCAACUGAUUUUGUAUAUUAUGCUUGGCAUAGAAUGGUUUAUUUAAUAAAUAAUCCAUGUACAUUACCAUCUUCAAACUUUUCCUCGGCAAUUUCGGGAAUUGGUAAAAUCAUUGAAGCACUUCAAAUAAUUGGUCAGCCAACUAUCCAUAAAUCUUCUCAAGAUCUUCAACAAGAUACUGGGUGUUCUUUUUUCGCAAUGCCUGAUGGAAACACAAUAUUGCAUAUGUUUGGUCCAUGGCUAUUUCAAGCUUGUAUGAUGAGUCGACCUGAUGCGGGUACUCAGCUCGGUCGAGCGGCUGCAUUUGGUAUUCUUUGUAGAAUAUUUUGUUUACCUCAGAAACGUGAAAAGUUUUUACGCAAUUAUGUUACGCAAUUCUACCUUGCUUUAAUUGAAGGUUUGCGUGUCGAUAGUUGUUUACCCACAAUAUUGAUGAACACAACAUCACUUUUCGCUACAGAAUUGGAAGGUGUAAGAAUGAUGGUGCCUGAUUUUGUGGUUGGAAUUAAAAUGAUUUUACCAAAACUGGCUCCGGGUUUUAGAGUUGAUGUACCCUUGGAAGACUUAAGACUUGCUGCUAUAAGAGUAACCAGUACAAUUAUGUGUUUACCAAACCAUUUUGAAAAGGUACCCAUGAGAGAGAAUUGGAAUAUUGGGUUACAUCAGAAUGGAGAUAAACUUGUUAGUAAUGAUGAUGAAAUUAUGGUCAACGAGCUU